Molecule: messenger RNA, 409 nt
Organism: Drosophila takahashii
Lineage: Eukaryota; Metazoa; Arthropoda; Insecta; Diptera; Drosophilidae
Source: RefSeq, a predicted model, not a curated record
AUUCUUGCUCUUCUCAUUUCACCAUUCACCACGCACAUAAUAACAAAUAACCACGCGGAGAUCGCAACAUAAACAAUGGAACUAAGUAAAAAGUCAAAGAAAUCGAAGAACGCCAAGAAGUCGAAGGCUCCCAAGGACUCGGCCGUUUCGCUUAAAUUGACGGCUCUACAUCGCAAGCAAAAGGAAGUGGCCCGCGUGCUGACCCUCAAACAGGAAAUCCUUUUAAGAUCUGGGGUGUCCUAUUUGGAGUACCUGGAAAUCAGGGCAGAGAUUGAGCGACUAAAUGGCGUGAAGGAGACUUUUUCGCGUCGUGCCGACAAAUUGAAACAACAAGACAAAUAGUUUAUAGAUCGAUUUAUUUUAAGAAAACAAUAGAAAUGUAAUGAAAUCAGUCUGAAAUAUGUAUGUA